Bemisia tabaci is the source of this 2255-nucleotide messenger RNA. RefSeq lists its product as uncharacterized. Gene Ontology annotation, molecular function: single-stranded RNA binding. NCBI's taxonomy places the organism in Eukaryota, Metazoa, Arthropoda, Insecta, Hemiptera, Aleyrodidae. The record is from RefSeq and is a predicted model, not a curated record. Gene Ontology annotation, biological process: regulation of alternative mRNA splicing, via spliceosome. Gene Ontology annotation, cellular component: nucleus.
UUGUUAGGUUAGGAAAGAAUCGUGUAUUACUGUUACUGAUUUUUGCCUUUUUCAUUCUUUUUCCUUUCAACGUUUCUGUGCCAAAAAGAGUAGCUAUUCUGACUUAAAUAUGUCUAUAUCUUGAAAUUAAAAGUGAAUUUAGUAACUCCUUUACAAUCCUCUUUCAUUCAUUCUAAUUUUAUCGCUUGCCAUCAGAAUCAUUUCGUUCUGUCCCAACAAGAGCGGUCCACAUUCCUCGAUAAAGCAACGUUUUUAAUGAUACAUCACAGUUCUAAUUAAUUUCUCAUACCUCCUCAACUUGAACUUAUUAUCGUUUAUCCUCCGCAAGUUGAACUCUUUUUUUAGAAUCGAGCAUUACGGUCUCUUAGUCAAGUCAGAAUGAAUGAUCGUUUUGAAGAAGAUAGAUGUUCUGUUUACUGUGGCAAUCUAAGUUCUAAAGUCACAGAAGAUGUUUUGUAUGAGUUGUUCUUGCAGGCUGGUCCAGUUGCACGCGUCACCAUACCAAAAGAUCCAACAGGCUGUAAUCGCGGCUUUGCAUUCGUCCUCUUCUCGCAUCCUACUUCAGUCAACUAUGCUGAAGAGCUGUUGAAUGAUAUUUCCUUAUUUGGUAGGAAAAUUCAUGUUCGAAGAAGGAACAAUUUCCAGGACGAGCCUCCUCCUCAAAUGGCUCAACAAGAUUUCGCUCUGAACGUCAGUGCACUAACACCAAUGAACCAGCCAUUCAACACUGGUGCUCUGACACCAGUUGACCAUUCAUUCAUGCCAUUUCCACCAACAAUGCCUUUUGGAAAUUCCAUGUUUAAUCUAGCACCUCUAGGUGUCUCUGCCUAUCCUAGUCAAAUGAAUAAUUUUGGUGGACCCCAGCAAAAUCAGGGAUUUAACCCGAAUUUCAAUCAAAAUCCUGGGCAAUGUGACAGCAAUUUUGACAGAGGAAGGGAUUGGAAUAACGACAGGUUUGACAGAAAUGAUAGGGGCGAUAGGGAUUUUAAACGGCAUGACCGAAAUUACAAUAGGAGAGGUAAUGAUAGGUUUGAAGAACGAGGUUACAGUAGAAAUGAUGAUCGAGGCUACAAUAGAAACGAAGACCGAGGCUACAGUAGAAAUGAAGAUAGAGGCUUUAAUAGAAAUGAAGACCGCAAUUUUAAUCAAAAUCGUAGCCACUCGGAUAGAGACUACAAUGACAGAUCUAAACACAGUCGAGAUUCCAGCAGAGGAUUUAACCGAGGUAAUAGUUCAAAUGAUAGGAGUUCUAGCCAUUCAAGAAGGGACUUUCCCUCUUCUGACAACUCUUCCCAUGGCAAGCGAAGGCGGUACUGACCAGACUAAAAAGAUCAGAAAUAGGAUGUGCCUCAUUCUUGAUUAGUGAAGUAGACUUAAUUUGUUACUGACCAAGCAACCCUCUUCAUUUUUUUAUUUAUCUGAAAGAGCCCUUGCAGCAUGUAUUCAAGCAAUAAUAGUCAAAACUGAGAAAGCCUUUCCAGUAACUGAUCUCCAAUUUUUAUUAAAUUCUUCCCCAUUGCAUGAAAUGGAUGAAUGCAUUCUAAAUAUCUCGUUACAAAUUAAGACCCUUUAUCCAUCUCUGUAUCAUAUUUUUUGAGUUAGAAAAUACAUUUAAUCAUUUCCCUGUACUUAGAUCUCAUAUCAUAAGUUUACCUAACAUGGUGUACAGCUAAAUGAAUAAUUAGAGGUCAAAAUAACAACAUAUUAUAUAAAAAACUCAACUCAUAUCUCACAAAAAUUAUUUUCUUUAUCAUUGUAAAAUGUUUUCACUUUUUCAAGAUCGAACUUCUACUAAAAUAGUACCUAAGGUUUGGCCUGGUAUAUUGUGAAUGCCUAUUGGAACAUUAUUAUGGAACAUUGCUUUGCACACAAACAUUCCCAAGUUCUAAUUUAAGUUUUCAGAGCAUUCUAAAGGUGUGAUCACUGCUAAGAUCAAAGUAAAUAGGUAGUAAUUUCUUCUCUUUAUACAUAUUUUUGAACAUUUAAUCAUGAAAAAUUGAUUGCCUUGCAAUGGUGUCUCUCUUAUAGUACUUUGAUUCAUUAUUUGCACUUCUCUUACCGUGCAAAAAAUUUCAUCUUAAAUAAUUCUCCUCCAGUCUAGUAGAAGACUACUCCCAAGAAAUGUUUAGUGCAAAAGAAGCAAAACUAUUAUUUUCUCUUAUUUUCCCCAGUACAAAUUAAGCUCAUACAUUAUUUUGUAAGAAUGUGGUAAGUUUUCAUAUUAUUUGGUUGAAUAAUAAUAUGUAUAAAUAUUA